This is a messenger RNA of Ostrinia nubilalis (European corn borer), 1698 nucleotides long. Its product is annotated as keratin-associated protein 5-3-like. The record is from RefSeq and is a predicted model, not a curated record. Lineage: Eukaryota; Metazoa; Arthropoda; Insecta; Lepidoptera; Crambidae. Bases 165 to 1511 code for a protein of 448 amino acids. The transcript has 2 exons.
UGAAAAUUGAAAACCAUGUGAUCAUCUUUUGUUCUCCCACACCAGACGCGUUCAACCAUCCUACCAUGGCCCAAAUUUUCAAGUAACCAGUUAAAAAUCUAGAAAAAUUCCAAGUUUCCAACCGGUCAAAUAAAUAGAAAACCAAACACAAAACCAGCGUAAGCAUGGCUCUAGUAUUGAGGAAAGCGGUAAUGCCGAGAAAUGUCUCGCUGCUGAAAUGCAUAAAAGGGCGACAACUUGCUACUACAGCCCACAAGAAAAACGCCGCACCACUGUCGAAGGCAGUGCUAUGCCGAAGCUUGAAGGAUGAGAAAAGGGCCCUCUGCUUGGGGUACACGAAGAUCGGCAAUUCGAAGCGACUGUCACCGGUGCGCAGGCGACAAGAGCCGCGCAGGGCGCUGCCAGUGCGCCUCAGCAUCUCGUGCCCGACGAUCGUUCCAGAGACGAGGCCGAAGAUUCGCGUAGCCGUCCGGCACUUCAGCCCUCCCCGAACGAGACCCGCGAAUGCCCUCGCGUCGCCAUUUCUCGCAAACUGCGGCAACCUCUUGCAAGCGACUCAAGUCGCAGCCAUGUCCAAGCGCUCCUACUCGAAACCCUGCAACUGCGGGUGCCCCUGUCCCUUCCCCUGCGGACCCUGUGGCUGCCCUGGCGGAUGCAACUGUCUCCCCCCACCCUGCAACACCCCUCCUCGUUGCAUCCAAUACAUGACCGGCUACUACUACUAUCCUUAUGGUACUUGGUUCUGCGGACCGUACCACGUGACUGGAACCUGCUGCCCCGUCGGACCCUGUGGACCUUCGUGCGGCCCGUGUGGCCCCUGUGGCCCAUGUGGGCCUUGCAAAUGCGGGCCUUGUGGUCCUUGCUGCAUCUGUCCUGCGGCUGUCUGCCCUAUGCCCGUCAUGAGCACCCCGAGUCCUUGCGCGGCGACGGCGUCGGCGCCUCCUCCAGUCCGAUCCGGUGUAGUUCCCGGCAACCAAAUCAAAUAUCCCUUGUCACAAGAUAACACCCGGCAAACGAGCAAGUCGUCUGGCAUUGCGAGAUUCUUCCCCUUCAAUAAUGCUGCUAUGGACCCUUCUCGAGGACCAAUAGAUCCCAAACGCCACUUGCCCACCGCUACAGUCCUUUCUUCUUUCAUGUGCCCGUACAGCACCCAAGUUAGACCAGACUCUCCGUUCGACGACUUGUUCCCGCGACCCCAGGUUGACCGCCCCAAAUCGGCCAGCAACACCGCCAGUCCCAGCCAGGGUUACGCUCCCAACAAUAAGAGCUUCACUGACACUUCCAUCCAAACUAGAUUCCCUGAAUUAGACCCCAAAUACAAGAGCCCACUCCACCUUAAGGCAUCCAGGCAGUGCCCCCCUCUUGAGAAGCCCAGGACUAUCAUGACUCAGGAACAGAGAGACAGGCCUAGAUUUAAAGCUGGCGCGUUUGACUAUGCCUCCAUCCCAAACUAUAGGAACCCAUACCCGCGUCCUAACAUCAAUGCUGAGUUUAAGGCAUACGAAUCUUAAUCCCCAACUAUGACUAACUAGGUUGAGACUACAAUCCUUACUAGACCUUCCCUGAUCGUGACUUAUUAGGCGAGACUAGACACUCGGAUAACGAUGCCUAAUACUUAGCCAAAGUAACACCGACCACAUCUUGCAAUAGCUCUGUAACGAACGCGCUCAUAAGUGGAAUAAACUAUCAACCUACAAA